AGAAUGAGAACUCAAUCCAUUAACAGACGAAAGUAAAUAGAAUAAUAACUACUUGCAGAAGAAAAUCAACGUCUCAAGUAUCCAAUCAUCUUAUUCUAGAGUUAAAUUAUUAGAAAUUGCUAAUGAAAAGAAAGCCUCUUCUCAACAAGUUAAAUUAUGCUAGGCAAAAAAGAAGUUAUAACAUAGUUUUUAAUAUCAAUAAAAUAUGAUGGACAAUCUUAUACUCAUGAAAAAAAUCACCAAUGUGUAUUUAUCCCCUCUCAUUUAGUACUUCAUCUAUCACUAAAAGAGUUUAAUUGCAUGAU
This is a messenger RNA of Paramecium sonneborni, 305 nucleotides long. The record is from the annotation of a GenBank genome assembly. NCBI's taxonomy places the organism in Eukaryota, Ciliophora, Oligohymenophorea, Peniculida, Parameciidae.